AUGACCUCUAUACAAGUGUCGUUUGGCGACGCAAAUUCAGGGGUCCAGGUGGGGAUCAAUAAUGGGCAAAUAGUUCUUCCUGCAGAGCUACCAAAGCGCCCUCCUCCUUUGUCAAACAUAUCGCUUUGCCACCAAGACUUCAUCAGCCGUGAUUCACUCCUCGACCAAAUUCACAGAUCCUCUAUCCCAGGGUCUAGAAUAGUACUUGUUGGUCUCGGCGGCGUUGGAAAAACACAACUCGCUAUUGAACACUGUAACCGAAUUCGACAAGGUUCGCCUGAGACAUGGGUCUUCUGGAUCCAUGCAAGUAACUCCGCCCGCUGUGAGCAAAGUCUUCGUGACCUUGCCGAUCGAGUCAAGAUUCCCGGGCGGGACGAACGUACUGCCAAUAUAUUCCAAAUUUUCAGGAACUGGCUUCAAGACGAGCAGAUCGGAAGAUGGAUCCUUGUGCUCGAUGGUGUUGACGAUCAUAGUCUCCUACGCGAGACUUACGUGACUCGUUCUGAGGGCCAGACAAGUCAGAGUAUGAUCACGACGCAGCCACCGCUAAGAUAUCUCCUUGAAUGCUCAAAUGGGUCUAUCAUUAUCACUAGUCGGAAUAGACAUGUUGCGUUAGACAUCACUAGCCUACAGGAUAUCAUCGAAGUGCCACCAAUGGAGAAGGCCGAAGCACUAGAUCUGCUCAAGAAGAAGCUGAGCAUUUAUGCAGACCACGAGGAUAUGGAGCAGCUGACUCAGGAGCUUGAAUUUAUGCCAAUGGCGAUUAUACAAGCUGCCAGUUAUAUCACACAUUCUUCACCACUUUGCUCAGUAUCGAAAUAUCUAGAGGAUAUUCGGAAAAAUGAUCGCCAGGCAAUAAAACUACUUCAGUACCGGGCAGGUCUUCUCUCCCAAGACUGGGAGGCUAAAACCUCAAUUACUCUCACGUGGCAAAUAUCCUUUGACUAUAUUCAAAGGAAAAGUCCGUCCGCCGCAGACUUGCUUUCUUUGAUGAGUUUUUUCGAGCGACAAGGAAUCCCUAUGAGCAUCCUUCGCGAUCCUCAAAGUCAGGAUGUUGAGAACAACUUAGGCUCAGAGAAGAUCACGGAUAGAUCAAGCGAAGAGGACUGGGACAGUGCGUCUGACGAUGACUCUCGUUCAGAUCAACAGCUUAAAGAUGAUCUCAUAACACUUCGCAACUUUUCAUUUAUCUCGUUUGGAGAAAAUAACACGAUACUCACAAUACUCACAAUGCACCGACUAGUGCAAUUAAGUGUGCGCGCAUGGUUGAAAGAACAUAAAAAGGAGGCACAGUGGAAUGCAAAAUUCAUUAACAAUCUAUGCCAUGCAUUUCCAAUUGGCGAAUACGAGAACUGGGAACAGUGCCGUUUACUGUUUCCCCAUGUCAAACUUGCGGUAUCAAAACGACCAAAAUCAGACUUCUCCCGACAGCAAUGGGCCAUAUUGCUUUCUAGGGCAGCGUGGUAUGCCCAAUUAAAUGGCAAUAUUGCAGAAUCUGUGGAAAUGGCGUCUAAGUCAAAAAUGCAAAGUUUGGAGACUUUUGGCGCAGAUAGUACAGAGACACUAAAAAGUGCUACUAUACUUGCAACAGCAUAUAGGCUUAAGGGUCUCUGGCGGGAUGCUGAGCAGCUUGAAAAGGAGGUGACGAAGAUAAGCAAGACGAAGCUUGGCUUAGACCAUCCCUCUACACUUCUGAGUAUGAACAACCUAGCGUUGAUAUACCAGAAACAAGGCCGAUGGAAGGAUGCGGAGCAGCUCUUUUUACAAGUUCUGGAGAUAAGCAAGACGAAGCUCGGCUCCGACCAUCAAAACACGCUAUCAAGUAUGAAUAACCUAGCGUCGAUAUACCAGAACCAAGGCCAGUGGAAGGAGGCCGAGCAGUUCUUCCAUCAGGUGAUGGAGACUUAUAAGAUGAAGCUUGGCUUAGACCAUCCUAAUACACUUUCAAGCAUGAACAACCUAGCAUUGACUUUUUGGAAUAUGGGUCGGUGGGACGAAGCAGAGCAGCUGCAGAAUCUGGUUAUGAAGGCUCGCAAGAUGAAGCUAGGCGCUGAUCACCCGUCUACACUCAAUAGCAUGGCCAACCUAGCGUCGACAUACUGGAACCAGGGCCGAUUGAAGCCAGCAGAGCUGCUCUUUUUAGAGGUCAUCGAGAUUCAGAAGACGAAGCUCGGCGCCGAUCAUCCUGACACGCUCAAUAGCAUGGCCAACUUAGCGUCGACAUUCUGGAACCAGGGCCGAUUAGAGGAGGCUGAGCUAUUAGAGGUACAGAUCAUGAAGGCUCGCGAGGCAAAGCUCGGCGCAGACCAUCCCGACACACUGAUGAGCAUGUCCAACCUAUCGAUAACAUAUCAAAACCAACGGCGGUGGAAUGAAGCCGAGCAACUCGAGGCGCAUGUCUUGGAGGCUCGCAAGUCUAAGCUCAGCGAGGACCAUCCUGAUACGCUGACAAGCAUGGCCAAUCUAGCGUGGACGUAUAGGAACCAGGAUAAAUUAGAAGAGGCCGAGCAGCUGUUUAUACAGGUCGUGGAGAUGAGCAAGACGAAGCUCGGCGGGGACCAUCCUGACACAAUAACGGGCAUGGUUAACCUUGCCUUCACUCAACAAUCUCUAGGUCGACUUGCCGAUGCAAUUGAUUUGCUCAGAACCUGUGCGGUCCAGCAGCGACGGAUUUUAGGUCCCGAUCAUCAUCAAACUGUGUCUAGUGUUAAGACUCUGCUGGAAUGGGAAACUAGGCAUCUAGCGAUAGAGGCAUGA
Penicillium waksmanii is the source of this 2757-nucleotide messenger RNA. RefSeq lists its product as uncharacterized. The coding region runs from base 1 to 2757 and encodes 918 amino acids. Gene Ontology annotation, cellular component: kinesin complex. Lineage: Eukaryota; Fungi; Ascomycota; Eurotiomycetes; Eurotiales; Aspergillaceae. The transcript has 3 exons. The record is from RefSeq and is a predicted model, not a curated record. Gene Ontology annotation, molecular function: protein binding; ADP binding.